GGGGAGUGGAUGUUGAAGUUCUUGGCGUCUGACGCCUUGGCAGUCGGAGCGCCGAAGCUUCGCCUCCAAAUACUUUAUCGCGACGGGCGAGCUCCAUCCUCUCCAACCGUCACAAUCGACAGCCUCACAAGGACGAGUAACAUCCUCCGGCGCCAAAAUGAUAUCGGCGUACAAUUGGGGGCUCGGCACAUUCAAUCGAGUCAUGAAGACAUCAUUUCGGCGUUCAAUCGAUGCGCCGCGGUGGGCAAGCUGGAAAAUGCCCCACUGUUGAUAACAGUGACACUUCACCGUUGAAAAUGUUUAUAUAGCAGGCCUCGCUCUUCCCGUGGCUUCUUCUAACCAAUAUCGAUCACAUAGACAUUUGCCAACAUGUCUGUCAGCGUUUUGGGCGCAGCUCAACAAGACUCCAUAGUCACUACCCAAGAUGUAGCCACUCUCGCAACGAAAUCCGGGAUCACAAUCCCGCCCUCCGAACUCAAAGACUGGUCCGCCCUACUCUCCGGCCUCAACCACUGCGCGAAAGAAAUCCUCACUCUGGAAGACUACGGGCCAACAGUCGACCUCUCCGUCUAUCCACGAACAAACAUCCACCGACCUGUCGGACCUACAGAUACAGAUCACGGCGGAUGGGCAUGGAAGUGCGAUGUGCGGAGCACGAACCCGAAGAGUGAUGAGCUGGCUGGACGAACAAUUGCGAUCAAGGACAAUAUUGCCGUCGCGGGCGUGAAGUGUACGAAUGGGACGGGAGGCAAGGUUGGAGAAUGGGUGCCGAAGGUGGAUGCUACACUUGUCACGAGGUUGUUAGAUGCUGGUGGGAUUAUCAAGGGAAAGGCUGCUUGUGAGAAUAACUGCUUUGGUGCUGUGAGCGACACCUCAGUGACAGGCCCCGUUCACAACUCCUACGCACACGCCUACUCAACAGGUGGCUCCUCCUCUGGCUCGGCCCGCCUCCUUGCCUCUGGUGCUGUAGACCUCGCAAUCGGCGCAGACCAAGGCGGCUCGAUCCGACUCCCGUCCGCGAACUGUGGUGUUGUUGGCUUGAAACCAACAUGGGGACUCGUCCCCUAUACCGGCUGCAUAUCCCUCGAAGCUACAAUCGACCAUGCAGGCCCCAUGGCAAGAGCUGUUCAAGACUGCGCUACACUGCUCGAGGUAAUAGCUGGUAGUGACGGGAUCGACGAUCGUCAGCCUUUGAAUUGGCCACAUGGGAAAAUCAAGUUCGGACAAGAAGUGCGGAAACAUGUUGAAGGCGGAGGAGACCUGCCCUUGAAAGGGACGAAAGUUGGGAUCCUAAAGGAAGGUUUCGAAGACCCGAUGACCGACCCCAAUGUCGCAGCCGCCUCACGAGCCGCAAUCGCCAAGCUGGCCGAACUCGGUGCGGAGGUGAAGGAGAUCUCGAUCCCGCUGCACAGAGACAGCGGCAUGAUCUGGAUGGUCGCCCUGCCCAUGGCGGGCACAACCCAAGGUCUGCUCUCCAAUCCAGCGGGAAGAAAACAACUCCUGUACCCUGACCGCUGUGAGCUCGUUGGCUCGCAGCUAUCGCAAGAAGCGUUCGAUGCCCUUGGGCCCGGCGGGCAGAACAUUUACUUGCGUGGUCUAUUCUUGCAGGAGAAGUUCGGCAGCCCGUUACACGCGCGCUGUACCAAUCUCCUUCGCAAGCUGAACGAUGAAUACGAGGCUGCGUUCAAAGAGGUCGAUGCCCUGGUAAUGCCGACGAUCGUAUUCCCGCCUGUCAAGAUUGAAGAGGGUGGUGGCAAAGGUCUGGGACCGCUGAAGAUGCUAAGCAGGACGAUUGGCGCGACGUAUAAUACCGCUACGUUUAAUAGUACGGGACACCCUGGGCUGAGUCUCCCGGUGGGGUUCGUGCCGGCGAGGGAUGAUGGGAACGUGUGGUUGCCGACUGGGCUCCAGAUUGUGGGGAGGAAGUGGGAGGAUUUGACAUGUCUUAAGGUGGCAGGAAGUUGGGAGAGGAGGAAUGAUUGGAAGGGGUUGAGGUAUGGCAAGGGUGCUUAGAAAUGUGCGCCCCUAGACUCGAAUAUAGAUAGAUAGAUUGAGUUGAAUGAAACAGAA
Messenger RNA from Hyaloscypha bicolor E, 2070 nucleotides. Its product is annotated as amidase signature enzyme. The transcript has 3 exons. Lineage: Eukaryota; Fungi; Ascomycota; Leotiomycetes; Helotiales; Hyaloscyphaceae. Bases 370 to 2013 code for a protein of 547 amino acids. Gene Ontology annotation, molecular function: catalytic activity. The record is from RefSeq and is a predicted model, not a curated record.